UUUGUAUAAUGGUAAGAGCAAAGAACUUGGUGAAUGGGGAGUGCACCAAAAGCAAGCUUUGGCUUGUAGAUUUGGCAGGUAGUGAGAGGCUUGCGAAAACUGAUGUGCAAGGGGAGCGCCUGAAGGAAGCACAAAAUAUAAAUAGAUCACUUUCAGCUCUUGGAGAUGUCAUAUCUGCUUUGGCAACUAAAAGUAGUCACAUCCCAUACAGAAACUCCAAAUUGACACAUUUACUUCAAGACUCAUUAGGGGGGGACUCCAAAACUUUGAUGUUUGUACAAAUCAGUCCUUCGGACCAGGAUUUGGGUGAGACUUUGAGUUCUUUAAAUUUUGCAUCUCGGGUUCGAGGGAUUGAGUUGGGCCCUGUGAAGAAGCAGAUUGAUACUAGCGAGCUUCAAAAGGUGAAAGCUAUGCUUGAAAAGGCAAGGCAAGAAUCCAAAUCCAAAGAUGAAUCUUUAAGGAAGCUAGAAGAGAACUUACAGAACCUAGAGAGCAAGGCAAAAGGCAAAGAUCAGUUUUACAAAAACUUACAGGAAAAGAUCAAAGAACUUGAAGGGCAGAUUGAGUUGAAGACAGUCAUGCACAGCCAGUCUGAGAAACAAGUUUCGCAAUUAUCUGAGAGAAUGAAAGGGAGAGAGGAAAUCUGCAGCAAUCUCCAGCAAAAGGUCAAAGAGUUAGAGAUCAAGCUUAUAGGACAACAGCAGUCAGAAUCUGCAUCUUUCCAGCAGAAGGUUAAGGAGCUUGAAAACAAGCUCAAAGAGCAAUUGCAAGAGUCAGAGUCUCAUACUAUCAUCCUUCAACAUAAGGUGGAUGAGCUGGAGAGAAAGCUGAAAGAGCAGGAACAAAAUUCAGAGUCCGUCUUACUUCACCAAAAGAUUAAGGAGCUUGAAAACAAGUUGAGGGUGCAAGAGCAACAAUUGCAGUGUACUCAUGAUUGCACUGAUGCAGUUAGGGCUACUCCUAAUGAAGGAAAAACCUAUAUAAGAGAUGAAUUCAUGAAUGAGAUUGAGCAUCGUAUUCUGAGAAGUUCAAAUUCAGUAAACCGCUCAAUGAAUCAAGGGUCUGUAAGAGGAAAUGAUUCUCUCCAUGAGACGAGGAGGAAAAGAGAGCAGUUGAGAAGUGCUGAUACAGAGAACAAUAUAUUUGUACCCUCUUCUUUAAAUGAUACCAAGGCUACUAGGAAAUCUGAUCCACCUAAAAUUUCAAGGGUCAUGAGAACAACAAAGCUAGUCACUGCUGCUCAAGGGCCCUUGACUCACAAGAGGACUAGCACCAGCAGAGAUCAGGCUCAAGGGGUGAAGGAGAGGGAUGCCAAGAAGAAGAUUUGGUCUAGAUAGUGAAGCAAGCUCAACAGAAGUGAACAUGUUCCAUAUGUCGACUUCCUUUUUACAUUUUUCUUUUAAUGUUGUUAUGUUACACAUGCCUUUCUGUAUUCAAUAUCAUAUUCUGUACAAUCAUCAAGUGAUAGUUGAAUUCUAUUGUCAAAUCCAAAGAAGAAAUGAAAUUCUUUUGUUUGUUUUUUGAAAUAUACGUGCUGCUUCUG
Molecule: messenger RNA, 1543 nt
Organism: Corylus avellana
Lineage: Eukaryota; Viridiplantae; Streptophyta; Magnoliopsida; Fagales; Betulaceae
Source: RefSeq, a predicted model, not a curated record